UAUGUACAAUACGACACCGUUAUAAUUUCGUCUACCCGCCACAAGAAUUGUAAGUUUGGCCAUCAGUACUCAACACUCCUGAACCAAAAUUGGUUCCCUUUACAUCUCCCACUCAAUCUUUUAUAUUUUACAUCGAUACUAGUAUUCAAUUAAUUUUCAGUUGGAACAAUGGCGAAAGCAAUAAUAUCCCCUCCAUCCACUGGAUCUAUUUUUCUCCCAUCUUCUGCCCCAAAAUCACUAUUACACCCUCAAUCUUUUACAAUUUCACCAAAACCUACCCCUGCCGCUCGUUUCUCUACGCGAAAGCUCCGUGGGACGUCAGUUAUGGCGGGGAAAUCUGGCACCGCCACCGUCGUGGCCGAUGCUCUCGGUGAAGUUGGCAUUUUCACCGCCGCCGGCGAGUAUGUCAAGUUCAAAGAUCUCUGGGAUCAAAAGGAGGGAGUGGCAGUUGUUGCACUUUUGAGACAUUUUGGGUGUUUUUGUUGUUGGGAGUUUGCCUCAGCACUUAAAGAAACAAAGGAGAAAUUCGACUCUGCUGGUGUCAAGCUAAUAGCGGUUGGUGUUGGGACUCCUGACAAGGCAAAACUUCUUGCCGAAAGGUUGCCGUUUCCUUUGGAUUCCCUCUACUGCGACCCGGACCGUAAGGCCUAUGAUGUUCUGGGCUUGUAUUACGGACUUGGCCGUACAUUUUUCAACCCAGCCAGCGUCAAAGUGUUUUCACGGUUUGAGGACCUGAAAAAGGCCAUGAAGAACUACACUAUUAGAGCCACCCCAGAUGAUAGAAGUAGCGUCCUGCAACAGGGAGGGAUGUUUGUGUUUAAAGGAAAGCAAUUAUUAUAUGCAAGAAAAGACGAAGGAACGGACGAACAGAAAGCCUUGGAAAAAGAUCAUGAGAUCAGUUCACCACGUGAUCUGCAAGAACAAAACAAGAUAGCAAGUGAAGAAGAUGAGAGAAGUGAUGGUCAAGAAAAAGCAGAUUCAGAAUCUGAAGCUAAUAGAAGUCCUCUUUUCGGUAAUCCAGCAUUUGGUGGUGAAAAAGGCAGUUUGAACUCUUCACCUCAUAAAUCUACCGACAUUAUAACAUCCAAACCUCAAGAAGAUCAGAAAAAUACGUCAACAGAAAAGAUUGCAAAAACUUUGGAAGUUGGCAACAAUUUCGAAAAACAUGAACAAGAAAAUAACUCUGUCAAGGUGGAAGAUAAUGUCUUUGUUAAAGGAGAAUUAUCAGCAACACUCACGCAUGAAGAUAGUAUUGGCUUGGCUUGCGGUACCAACAGCAUUGAUAAUAGUACCACAAAGGAAACUAGAGAUGUGGACAGCAAUUUGAAAGACGAAAAAGCAAAUUAA
This is a messenger RNA of Striga asiatica, 1347 nucleotides long. NCBI's taxonomy places the organism in Eukaryota, Viridiplantae, Streptophyta, Magnoliopsida, Lamiales, Orobanchaceae. The record is from the annotation of a GenBank genome assembly.